AAUAGACUAUAGGAGAAAUCGGUGUUGAAACAGCUGGGGGAGAGAAAAGUGAGCAGGUAAGAGAAGGAAAAGGGUGAUGAAGAGGAUGUAGACGUGUAAAAGUGUGUGUUUGUGGCGUUUGAGCAGUUCUCUUUUAUUAAAGAAGAAGAAAAGGCGAAAAAAAAAGCUGAAGUGUGGAUUCAUCUUGAUAAUAAACUCUGUUUCUUCUCCAGUCUGAAAGGUAGCCGCGAGUGGUCAUGGGGAAUUUUAAAGGCCAUGCGCUACCCGGCAGCUUGUUUCUGAUCAGCGGUAUGUGGUGGGCGGUGAAAUACUCGCUGUGGUACGCCACCCGCAGGAACAAGAGCGCCGGCGCAGCCAGACUCACCACACGAGCCGCACAGCACCGGCUGGAAAUCAUCGAAGGAGCCACCAUGCUCUUCUUCUCCAUUGUCGGAAUGUUAGCAGAACAGUUCACAGUUGAUGGUCCCAAGCUCCAUCUCUACAACUCGUCCACUCAGCACUGGGAAAAACUGAUGAACUGGCAGCACACAACCAUGUACCUGUUCUUCGGCCUGGCCGGAGCCACGUCCCUCACCGUCCACAGCACCAGUGCGGCUCCUCUGGCUUUAGAUCGCUUACUGCUGGGCCUCGCUUUCUUUAACGAAGGAUUCUUGUUCCUCUAUCACCUCCACGGCAGAGACAUGCUGGACGUCCACGUGCACAUGCUCCUGCUGUACGCCGUGUUCGGAGGCGCACUCGUCUGCCUGCUGGAGGUCUUCCACAGAGGAAACCUGCUGCUGGAGCUGUUACGAGCCGCACUCUGUCUGCUGCAGGGCAGCUGGUUCUGGCAGAUUGCCUUUGUGCUCUACCCCCCCAGCGAGGUGAAGUGGGAUCAGUCGGAUCACAACAACAUGAUGUUCAUCACCAUGUGCUACAGCUGGCACUUAGCCUUCGCGCUCAUCGUCGUAGCCGUAACACACACCACUGUUACAUGCGUGAUACGAUCCAAACUCAGGAGGAUGCCGCCGAUGGAGAUGGGGCUGCUGAAACCACAGGAGAGAGACGCAGACUCUGAGGACGAGGUUGUGUAAGUGUUUAUCUCCCUCGUGCCCAGUGUUCUCAGAGGAGACGCGCUGGAGAGACGCCUGUGAUCAAAACCAGCAACAUCGAAACCUAUGACAGGGACAGAGGGGACUUCCUGGAGACUCACUCCACUGCGCUUGGGGGCGGGGUUGAGGGGGUGGGGACGAGUGUGGACCAUGAAGACUUGUCUUCAGCCGCUAUUACAUUCCAUCUGGUCAUCUCUCUCUCUCUCUCAGUUUCUCUCUCUCUCUCUCUCUCUCUCUCUCAGUUUCUCUCUCUCUCUCUCUUAAAAUGAAUACAUUUUGAAUCCUAAUUUCUCUCACUCUAUCUGUAGCGUACAAGAUUUUCACCAGGUUUUCCCUGCACUUUAACCUGUUUAUUGAAAACUCGCUAAUAAUGGAAAGUCUAAGGGUACAUGUUGAUCUCAAUCAAUAAGAAAGUCUAAGGGCAGAUGUUAAUCACAAUUAAUAAGAAAGUCUAAGGGCAGGUGCUAAUCUCAAUUCAGGAGAAAGUCAAAGGGCAGAUUUUGAGCUCAUUUAAUAAAAAGUCUAAAGGCAUAUGUUGAUCUCGAUUAAUAAGAAAGUCCAAGGGCAGAUGUUGAAGGGCAAAUGUUGAUAUCAGUUAAUAAAAAGUCUAAGAGCAGAUGUUGAAGGGCAGAUGCUGAUCUCAAUUAAUAAGAAAGUCUAAGGGCAGAUGUUGAUCUAAAUCAAUAAGAACGUCUGGGGCGGAUGUUGAUCUCAAUUAAUAAGAAAGUCUAAGGGAAAAUGUUGAUAUCAAUUAAUAAGAAAGACUAAGGGCAGAUGUUGAGCUCAAUUAAUAACAAGUCUAAGGGCAGAUGUUAAUCUCCAUCAAUAAGAAAGUCUAAGGGCAACUGCUGAUCUCAAUUAAUGUGUUAAUUAAUAAUCAUGACAUAGUCAUUACACUGGAACAGUCGCAACAAACCAACAGUACUGUAGAAAGUAUGUUGUGUAAGGUUACACUUUCCUGAACGUUUUCUACAACAUGUGUCUUUACACCAAUAGAACAACAGAUUCCUCCAUGAAAGAGAAGUUCUGUUAUACAGAUUUAUCCAAACAAGUUUAAACAAGUCACAAAAAAGUACAACACAGAAAAUCAUGACUUAUAACUUAUAACACAUUAUAACAUGGCUAAUAACACAGAAAGAUGCUGAGAGACGGGAAUGUACUUUAAAAUUUAUCACAACAAUUUCAACAGCUGCCCUUAGACUUCCAUUAAGAAUGAACCUGAAGUAGAAAAUAAAUGUACGUCUUUUUACACCAAUUUCUGCGUAUAUACUACAGAUACAGAGUUUACUCUUCAACGAGAGACUCGCUCUGGUGCAGUCAUUCCUUACCUUUGCUAGAAAAUACCAAAGAACCUCUUGACAUUUUGUCUAAAUAUCAGACACAUAUUUAUACGUUUAUGUUUUCAGGGUUAAAACCAGCAACUCUGAAAGAGAAAAAAGAAGUUCAUUAGAUGUGUAACUUUUACUGCUAAAAGCAACUCACAUGCUAAUUCGACACGCCGGUAGCUAAAGUAGUAGCUGUUGAUACGAGGACAGAUUCGGAUUUGUUUGGCUUUUCGACACCUCUACCUGUAGUAGAAAAGCUGGUUUUGUUACAUUAUGUUGACAUUUUUCGAGCAGAAACCGUGUGCAAUCUGAGAAGAAGCUUGAAUUAUCGUGUAUCAGCUAUUUAUUGAUAAAAAAAACAUACUGUACCUAUUCAUAUACUGUAUGUUGUAAAGAUACUGCCUGUUUCAGAGGAUUUGACAGCUUUUUAUUAUUUAAUACUAAAAAAAUGUGUGUAAUUUUCUUGUUUUUAUCAUGGUAUGGUAGUUCACUUUUAUUAUUUUUUACUAUACACUGAUUGCUUUGUGUUGGCUGAAUUUAUAAAAUAAAAAAAAGUGCCAUAACACUUUGCUUUUAAAAAUAAAAAUCCAAAUCGCCAGA
Molecule: messenger RNA, 3013 nt
Organism: Hemibagrus wyckioides
Lineage: Eukaryota; Metazoa; Chordata; Actinopteri; Siluriformes; Bagridae
Gene: tmem45a
Product: transmembrane protein 45a
Exons: 6
Coding region: 237-1070 (277 amino acids)
Source: RefSeq, a predicted model, not a curated record